AUGGGACUGAAGAAUCUCUCAACCUUUUCUUUUAUCAAUAUGCUUGGGUUUAGAGAAGGAGUGAAACACAUACUGGAGAGAAACCCUAUGAAUGUAAACAAUGUGGUAAAACCUUUGCACAGCCUGGUCAUCUUCAAGUACAUAAAAGAAGACACACUGGAGAGAAACUCUAUGAAUGUAAUCAUUGUGCUAAAGACUUUGCUCAAUACUGUGCUCUUCAAUUACAUGAAAGAACACAUACUGGAGAGAAACCCUAUGAAUGUAAUCAGUGUGGUAAAGCCUUUGCACAGCCUGGUCAUCUUCAAGUACAUAAAAGAACACAUACUGGAGAGAAACCCUAUGAAUGUAAUCAGUGUGGUAAAGCCUUUGCACAGCCUGGUCAUCUUCAAAUACAUAAAAGAACACAUACUGGAGAGAAACCCUAUGAAUGUAAACAAUGUGGUAAAACCUUUGCACAGCCUGGUCAUCUUCAAGUACAUAAAAGUACACAUACUGGAGAAAAACCCUAUGAAUGUAAUCAGUGUGGUAAAGUCUUUGCACAUCGCAGUUAUCUUCAAGUACAUAAAAGGACACAUACUGGAGAGAAACCCUAUGAAUGUAAACAAUGUGGUAAAGCCUUUGCACAUCACAAAUAUCUUAAAGUACAUAAUAGAACACAUACUGGAGAGAAAGCCUAUGAAUGCAAAAAAUGUGGUAAAGCCUUUGCACAUCACAAUUCUCUUCAAAUACAUAAAAGAACACAUACUGGAGAGAAACCUUAUGAAUGUAAUCAUUGUGCUAAAGACUUUGCUCAAUACUGUGCUCUUUGAUUACAUGAAAGAACACAUACUGGAGAGAAACGCUAUGAAUGUAAUCAGUGUGGUAAAGCCUUUGCACAUUCCAGUCUUCUUCAAGUACAUAAAAGAACACAUAGUGGAGAGAAACCCUAUGAAUGUUAUCAAUGUGGUAAAGCCUUUACAAAGUGCAGUCAUCUUCAAGUACAUAAAAGAACACAUGCUGGAGAGAAACCCUAUGAAUGUAAUCAGUGUGGUAAAGUCUUUGCACAUCCCGGUUCUCUUCAAGUAGAUAAAAGAAGACAUUCUGGAGAGAAACACAAUGAAUGUAAUCAGUGUGGUAAAGCCUUUACUUGAAACAGUUGUCUUCGAUUACAUGAAACAACACAUCAUGGAUAGAAAUUCUAGAAUACAAACAAUGUG
Molecule: messenger RNA, 1196 nt
Organism: Onychomys torridus (southern grasshopper mouse)
Lineage: Eukaryota; Metazoa; Chordata; Mammalia; Rodentia; Cricetidae
Product: zinc finger protein 844-like
Exons: 3
Source: RefSeq, a predicted model, not a curated record